AUGGUUACACUGUCCACUUUACCAAUUGAGAAUCACAAAUUUAAUAAACAAACCGACGAGACUAGUAGUGAUGGCGAUUCUACAGCAAAUGAAAUCAGUUAUGGUCCAGGUAUAGUUCAAAAAUUAUGUGCUCGAUUUUUGCAAUUAUCCAAAGAGCCCAAUACUGUACCACCGUUACGAUCACCACGUUUUAAACGACGAAAAUCAUCUGCAGAAAAUAACUUUACUGUAGUUAGUGAAAUUCGUCGUUGUAACACACAAACUCUUACUCGCUCAAAACCUACUACAAAUAAGGUUCUUGUUAAUGCGACAAAAAAUGAUACGAACUCUUGCGAUGGACAAAAAUGUGAAUCACAUAUUAUACCAGCGAUGGUUGGUACGGUAGAAUUGAACGGUACCUAUUUAUAUCAUGCUACCGUAAUUCCUGAUGAUAUGAAAGCGAAUCGUAAAGCAAAAAAAAUCGAAUCAAUACGAGAAAAGUUCGAAAAAAUUUCUGCUACUUCAUCUAUUUUUCCACAUAAAAAGGUAAAUAAAGUUUGUUUUCGACGAGGUUGCAGCCUGCUAACUGCGAAUACCGAAUCACCAAGUAGACAACCGAAAUCGACAAAAAUGCCGGAAGAAAUUCGAACAGCUCAGCAUGAUGAAAGUUUUGAGAUAGAACGAGACAAAAGCAACAUACAACCAUCAGUUUCAAGCGAUACAGUAAGGGUAGUGGUGAAAUUAUCACCGCCUGACGAUAAUCCAACUGUCACAGAGCUUUCAACAGCACCAACUAUUUCAUCCUUGCCAAACUCCGAUCAUUUUCAGGAAGAGAUGAAUAACGAUCAGAUAGAAAGGAUUGAGAAGGAAGUUAAUGAUGAAUUAAGCCCUAAUAGAUCAUCUCAAUUCGAUGCCAUUUCCAGCAUUACAAUCGCUACCAAUACUUCAGCUAAAAUACCUGAUAGAAAGCAAAGCGAACAAAAUGGCUUACAAGAAGUACAUUGUUUGCUAAAGAAAUUUAAUGCAAUUCGAGAACAACGAAUCAAAAAAUAUGUCCAUAAGGAUAUGAGCGAUAAAGCAGACAAUCGGCAAUGGUAUGAUAUGGAUGAUCAUCACGACCUGUUGAUGCAAUUACAGAAGGUUAAAAUUUAUACGGUGACGUAA
Messenger RNA from Cercopithifilaria johnstoni, 1143 nucleotides. NCBI's taxonomy places the organism in Eukaryota, Metazoa, Nematoda, Chromadorea, Rhabditida, Onchocercidae. The record is from the annotation of a GenBank genome assembly.